AUGAACCACGCUCGAGUCAAGGCCCUCAAAGGCGACGGCAAGACCGUAUCGAAGAAAGCCAUCAAGUCUGGCCGCGCUUCUGCCAACCUGACUCCUCGAGGGUCUCCCUUUGCUUCGCUUCUGACGUCACCUGCACAUUCCGCAGCCCCAAGUAGGGCCGCCUCUGACGAGAGCGAAGAUGAAUUCGAGUUUGACGACACCAUGAGCAUUGCUUCAGCAAGCUCGCUAGUCGACACCAACGAAGACGGAACCAACACAUUUGACGCCCAGAAGUUUAUGGAGGAGCUUCAGGAUCGCAAGCACAACAACAGCGAUGCCAGGAACCAGCUUCUGGAACUGUACAUUAAAGUUCUGCGACAUCGAUUCGCACCUGCAACUGAGGAGUGGCUUGACGAGUCUGCCAGCGCCCUAGCUGAGCUCUUCAUCCGUGGCGCUAAUCGUGGCAUGGAAGCCAGAGAGCGCUUGCUUUAUCUUCAGGCCUACCUGUUGACCCUCAGUACCUCCGAGGAUGCCAACAUCUAUGAGCAGGCCGAUUCAACUCUGAAGCAAAUUAUUAAGGACGACGAUGACGAGGAGUGUAAGGCUUUCGGCAUUUACGCAUUGUGCUUCACAGUACUCUACGGCGGCGGUGGUGAGACAGAGGCUCUGGAGUUGCUCGACUACUUGUACGCUAUUGUUGAGUCUGAUGGCGACAAUAUUGAUUCUUACGACAAUGGUUUUAUUGUUGCUGCUGCUCUUCGAGGCUGGGCCUUUGUUGCCAGCCACGUGGACGACUUUUCAUAUGCAGCUACUAUGGCUUUGGAUGGGUUCUAUGAACAGCUCGAUAGUAUUGAUGUUGGUGUACAAACAAACGCUGCUACUUGCAUCGCCCUCAUUUUUGAGGCAGCGCGGAAGCACGAAGAGGAGACAGGGGAGUCUUGGGAUCUUCCUGUCAACCCAGAGAAGCUUACAGGUCGCAUGUCGGAGCUCGCCAAACAGAGCUCGAAAUCUGUGUCGAAGAAGGAUCGUCGUGACCUUCGUGAGAGCCUGAUCAGCGCCAUUACGUCUCUCGAGAAGGGUGUGGGUCCUGGGUAUUCCUCCGCUGGUUACACGCCGCAGAAGGGCGAGCAUGUUACCUCCAAACCCAAUGAGGAUGGUGUUGUCGAAUUUGGAUACCGCCACAAGCUUCGCCUCGGUCACUACGUCGCUGUGAUCGAUUCGUGGUCACUUUCUUCCCGAAUCGACAUGAUGAGACUUCUCUUCGGCGGGCACCUACAGAAGCACAUUUUCGAGAACCCUGUUGUGGCCGAGUGUCUCAGUGACGCCAACUUCACCGAGCAGAGUCCGAUGGCAAAGAGAAAGUAA
This is a messenger RNA of Fusarium sp. VM40, 1344 nucleotides long. The record is from the annotation of a GenBank genome assembly. Lineage: Eukaryota; Fungi; Ascomycota; Sordariomycetes; Hypocreales; Nectriaceae.